GCAGCCCUGUGCGGUCGGUAUAAAGGCCCCAGUCCUCUCCGUCAUCAUCACCGCUCUUCAUCCACACCAUUUCAUCAUGUUAGUUGGGCUGACCAUGGAGUCCCCCGGAUCAGCCUCAUUAUUUACAUUAGCUACUCUACCCUGAACAACACAACCCUACUUCGAAUUAUCUUUCCACUCACACUACCACCAACAACACUGUCGCUCUUUGGUUCCUGCCGCUAUGGGUAAGCCUAAGCUGACACCGGAACCCUUCGACCUGGUCGAACUUAUUCAACAAACCUACGAUGACUCCCGCAUCAUAGUCUUCGUUUGCCUCAUAUCUUGGAUCGUUGGCCGUCUCGACUUGGGAUUAACAUGGUUGUUCUUCGUCCUGGCGGUAUGUCGGACUUAUGCGGUCGUUAACUUGACCCGAGUUCAGCGCAUCCUUCGCGAUGAAUGCAAGCGAUACCACGCACAUAAAAUCCUCUCCCGCGGGGAGACUGUGGAAUGGGUAAAUGGUGUACUACAACGAUUCUGGCACAUGUACCAGACUCAGAUUUGCGACCAUAUUGUGCGCUACGUGAACAACGGGUUGGCGCGACGGGCCAUUACUGAGAACGGAACAACUCCGCAGAAAGUAGUGAUUCAAUCUUUGGCUUUGAUCGACCUUCCUUUACGGUUUACAAAAGUGCUUGUGCACCAGAAACCCUCGUCGCCAAACCUGAUUGUUGAGGGCCAGUUUCAAGUUAAUCUGGCACCGCAUCCCACCCACCAUCACCUUAUCGAAAGCUCAGGACACCCUCUCAUCGACCUUACGAUUGUUCAUGAUAAGGACUCGGGAGAUUCUCACCACCGGAACCAUGAUUUGGCGGUGCAGGUACGGCAAUUUAAAAGCACGGGAUCCCUGAAAGUGGAAUUAGACCUGGAGGGUGACCAUCCAGCUCUGCUACAGCCACAGGUAGACCUUCAGGAGCACCCUAACAUGGACUGCACCAUCAAGUCGAUCAGCCAGCAUCAUUUCCCGCUUCAUUUUGCACAUCAUGUGGACUGGAGACGGGUGGUGGAACUGCAGUUGCGGGAGGGGUUGGGAUGGGCAUUUCACCGACCGCUGGCGCUGCCUUUCACACUGGGAGAGCGGUGGCUAUUUCGGGUAAUGACGUGGUGGUGGCAUGCUGUGAACUAGUUGCACUGGCCCAACAUUUGGGGCGCAGGGAUGAGACGCAAUAAUUGUGCAGGUCAUAAAUAGAGUCGUCUGGAGAAGGGUCCCUGAUUGGGUCGCUUGCCUCCCCGGGGGUGGGUGGAUUUCCUCCGUAGGGCUGAGCUGGGCGGCCAAUCCGAGACCGCCAAAUGGUGUUGCCUUGUGUAUUGCAAAUACCACAGUACCGUCUUGGUCACGCUCGGGCAAUCGC
Molecule: messenger RNA, 1391 nt
Organism: Aspergillus neoniger CBS 115656
Lineage: Eukaryota; Fungi; Ascomycota; Eurotiomycetes; Eurotiales; Aspergillaceae
Exons: 1
Coding region: 224-1165 (313 amino acids)
Source: RefSeq, a predicted model, not a curated record